CGCAAACAAAGCUUGUUUCGUCGGACAGAUAACAGAACAAACAGGAGUCAACCUACAGGAGAAAAAUAGGGACAUCAAUCAGUUGACUUGGGUGUCUUGCUUCUCUUUCUCUGCGGGACCAGGAGACGAAGAAACCCUUUUAACCCGAUCGCAGGGUGUGUGAAUUGUGAAAACCUCUUGGUACUUUCAAAGGCGAAGGAGAAGGAAAUGGAGGUGCACCAAUCAUGGCGGAUGAGAUUGUCUUUCAAGAACGCUACUAUAAUAAUUACAGUAUUGAAUGUGAUCGCUGUCCUUUUCUUGCUCCAAGGCUUUCUCUCUUCUUCCUCAUCCCGCAACAACAGGCUCUCAUCUAAUCAAUUCAAUUCAGCUCAGCUAAGCUACAUCAAGGAGUCUGAGGAGAUACGCCUUGCCAUGCAACCUUGGGCAUUGAUAAAAAGAGUGAAGGAAAUUGAACAAGAAGCGUAUACAGAACCUGAAACGGUGCAACAGAAAGAUACGAAGCAAACUGCUGCUGUUGAUCUUUCCAAAAGAUUAAAAGAUUUCCGUUCUAUUAAUGAUGCUGCCAGCUUGAAAGCCCUGGAGGAAUGGCGGAAAAGAAAGAUGGAACGAGCCAGACUACGACAGCUGGAGAAGAAUGGAACAGGCACCUCUUCAUAAAUGGAUGUUCUGAUGAGAUAGAUUAUGUGCAACUUAAACCAGAUUCUAUAUUGAAAGUUAUGACAAAAUGUAUACAUGUACAUACUGUAACCCUGAUUUCAUAUGAAAUCUACCGGUUUAUAUCCAAGAUAAAGAAAACUGAAUAAUUAAAAGCUGUUAUUUUGAAUUGGACAACUAAUUAAUUCUCAACUUCCAAUUUCCUUUUAAUUGGAAGUCUUCUUCA
This is a messenger RNA of Manihot esculenta (cassava), 880 nucleotides long. RefSeq lists its product as uncharacterized. The record is from RefSeq and is a predicted model, not a curated record. NCBI's taxonomy places the organism in Eukaryota, Viridiplantae, Streptophyta, Magnoliopsida, Malpighiales, Euphorbiaceae. The transcript has 4 exons. The coding region runs from base 208 to 657 and encodes 149 amino acids.